AUGUUAGAGCAUCCUAUCCAGCCCGGCGCUCAACGCUUUGAGACGUUACAGCUUCAUGCUGGGCGCUUCCCAGAUUCCCUAAACAGCUGUGCCACCCCCAUCUACACUUCGGCGGCUUUUGCUUUCAACAACUCGGAGCAUGGCGUUCGAUUACUUGAACUCAGCGAGUUUGGAAACAUCUACAGCCGUAUCACAAAUCCCACAGUCAGCGUCUUCCAGAACCGCAUGGCUGCCUUAGAAGGAGGCGUAGCAGCAUGCGCCACGGCCUCCGGUACAGCGGCUGUCUCGAUGACACUUAUGGCUCUUGCCGGCGUCGGCGAUAACAUUGUUGCUUCUUCAACAGUCCAUGGUGGUACAUUCCACCAGUUCAAGGUCCUAGCACCCCAGCUCGGAAUCGAAUGCCGCUUCGUGUCGUCCAACGAUCCGGAAGAAUUCCGCGCUCAGAUCGAUAGCCGAACGAAGUUCCUUUUUGUCGAGAGUAUCAGUAACCCGAAGUAUGAGGUGCCGGACUUUGAGGCCCUGGCAGAGAUCGCACAUAGUAAUGGAAUUGUGCUGAUUUGCGACAACACUUUCGGAUGUGCUGGAUAUUUCUGCCGCCCAAUCGAUCAUGGCGUGGAUAUCGUGCUUCACUCGGCCACAAAAUGGAUCGGCGGUCACGGAACCACCCUCGGCGGCGUUAUUGUCGAUGCCGGUAACUUCGAUUGGGGCCAGCAUCGAGACAAAUAUCCUCAGUUCCACGCAGAUGGCUCCUCGGAAGGAAGCGGCGAAGUCAGCCUGUGGAAGCAGUUCGGUCGACGCGCAUUCGCCAUACGAUGCCAGUUCGAGGUCCUGCGAGACCUUGGUGGCACGCUCAGCCCGCAGGCUGCUCAACAGUUGCUGAUCGGGCUAGAGUCGCUGGCUGUGCGAUGCGAUCGGCACGCCUCAAACACGGAGGCUCUUUCCCAGUGGCUCGCUGAGCAACCGCAGGUCUCAUGGGUGCGUCAUCUAGGCCAGGAAGAUCAUCCGUGCCACCGCAAUGCGAAUCGGUACUUGCAGCGCGGGUACGGGGCUGUGUUCAGCUUCGGUAUAAAAGGUGGCAAGCAGGCGGGAUUCCGGCUCUGUGAUAAUCUUGAAAUGGUCAUCAACACCACCAAUCUGGGAGAUUCCAAGACCCUCGUCGUCCAUCCGUGGACCACCACGCACCAGCAGCUUACCGAUGCGGAAAGAUUUGCUGCCGGAGUAACCGAAGAUCACAUUCGUCUCUCCGUUGGUAUCGAGCAUAUUGAAGAUAUCAAGGAUGACUUCCGGCAGGCAUUUGCGGCGUUGGAUAAGCCAGCCACUGAAAGCCAAUCGGCGAUCCUGCACUAUAAAGAACAGAAGGAGAUCAUUCGAUCCUUGUAUGGGACGCUAGAUAAUGCUCCAGAGCAGCCCCAUAUCAAGCAUACUGAGACAAAUGGGGUACACUGA
Molecule: messenger RNA, 1446 nt
Organism: Aspergillus affinis
Lineage: Eukaryota; Fungi; Ascomycota; Eurotiomycetes; Eurotiales; Aspergillaceae
Product: O-acetylhomoserine aminocarboxypropyltransferase/cysteine synthase family protein
Exons: 6
Coding region: 1-1446 (481 amino acids)
Biological process (GO): transsulfuration
Molecular function (GO): pyridoxal phosphate binding; transferase activity, transferring alkyl or aryl (other than methyl) groups
Source: RefSeq, a predicted model, not a curated record